Messenger RNA from Sporothrix schenckii 1099-18, 2070 nucleotides. Its product is annotated as NADPH-dependent FMN/FAD containing oxidoreductase. The record is from RefSeq and is a predicted model, not a curated record. Gene Ontology annotation, molecular function: NADPH-hemoprotein reductase activity; flavin adenine dinucleotide binding; FMN binding. The transcript has 4 exons. Bases 1 to 2070 code for a protein of 689 amino acids. Gene Ontology annotation, cellular component: cytosol. Lineage: Eukaryota; Fungi; Ascomycota; Sordariomycetes; Ophiostomatales; Ophiostomataceae.
AUGUCUCUCUCAAACAGGCGUAUUCUCAUACUGUAUGGCUCGGAGACGGGCACGGCCCAGGACAAGGCCGAGGAAAUCGACCGGAUGUGCCAACGGCUACGGUUCCACACUGAUCUCGAUGCAUUGGACAAUGUCAAGCUGAACGACCUCCUACAAGACUAUGAACUCGUCUGCUUCGUCAUUGCCACAACAGGCCAAGGCCACUUCCCGAACAGCGCGCGCAAGUUCUGGAAGGACCUCCGGCGAGCCAAGCUGCCACCAAACUGCCUGGAGACAGUUCAUUUCACGACGUUUGGCCUUGGAGACAGCUCGUACCAUAAGUACAACUGGGCAUCGCGGCUUCUUCACAGUCGUCUUCUUCGUCUGGGUGCAAAGGAGACCUUCGCAAGGGGAGAGGCUGAUGAGAGGCAUGAUGAUGGCAUCGAUAGCAUUUACCAGCCUUGGCUCAAGGACUUGAGAGAGUUCUUAACAGCGACAUAUCCUCUACCCCCUUCGGUACAGCCGAUUCCAGAGGAGGAGCCACUUCCACCUCGCUACACGCUUAGCGUGCGGCUUUCGGGCGCAAAAGGAGCGCCCAUGCAGGAACAGGCGGACGAAGCAAGAUCCUCACCAGACUUUCCGCCGCCUCUUCUACUACCUCACCCAAACGUCAACAGCGCCGUUGUCGUUAGCAACAAGCGAGUCACCCCAUCUGACCACUGGCAAGACGUUCGCCUCAUAGAGCUGGACGUGACUUUCCCGUUGGUUAAUGGCAUGGCGUACGAGCCUCUUCCUGGCGACCGAGUCGUCGUGUAUCCCAAGAACUACCCGUCGGAUGUUCAGAAGCUUAUUGAUCUCAUGGAAUGGGGCUCAGUCGCCGACAAGCAAAUUUCGCUCGGCGCACAGUCGCCCAAUGGGCUUUACCCUACCAAAAACAGCACUCUCCGGGACCUCCUCACACACAACAUUGACUUCAUGGCCGUUCCAUCACGGUCUUUCCUGCACAAGCUUGCUUUUUAUACAACCAACGUGGACCACAAAGAGAAGUUGUUUGAGCUUGUUCAGCCCGACGCAUCCCAGGAGUUCUACGACUUCACCUCCCGGCCACGGCGGACGAUCUUGGAGGUGCUUGCCGAGUUCUACUCCUCCAAAAUCCCAUACGAGGCAGUACCCGAUGUGUUCCCCAUCAUCCGUGGUCGCGAGUUCAGCAUUGCCAAUGGUGGGAAGCACUGGAAGAAGAGACAAGUCAUCCAAACAAAGCAUGAAACGAGCGGUGGCGAUGCGCAUCAGGACGGCGCGGUUGUCUACCGACUUGACGUUCUCGCCGCGUUGGUGGAGUACCGGACCAUCAUCCGGAAACCACGGGAAGGUCUGUGUUCACGAUACCUCAAGAAUCUGCCAGCAGGCACUCCUUUGCAUGUGGACAUGAAACGCGAGACGCCACCGCCAAACGGAAGCAUUUCUGCCGAGCGGCCUCUGAUUGGCAUCGCAACGGGCACCGGCGUGGCCCCAGUUCGCAGUCUGGUCCACGACAGGAUGCGGUCUUUACCGCGCGCCGAGACAGUACUCUUCUUUGGUUGCCGCAACAAGGCUGCCGACUUCCACUUCCACGAGGAGUGGGCUGGCACCGAGGAUCUGACGGUUGUCCCUGCGUUUUCGAGGGAUCCGAAGGAUCCUGAACAACCCGAGUCAGAGGCAAACCCAGCGCCCACUCUUAAGGCAAUCCCGGACAACAAGAACACGACUGAGAAGCAGGCUAUCAACGGCUCAAGCGACAAAGGUGGCACAGGCGGCAAAGAAGAACAGCCAGCAACGACUGAGCCCAGCGUGGUCGUGUACUCGUAUGACGAAGGCAAAAACUACGUGCAGCACUUGAUCCGGCGCCAUGCAGACAAAGUGUGCGAGCUGCUUCGGAAGGACGCCAUCAUCUGCCUGUGCGGCAACAGCGGGCGCAUGCCAAAGUCGGUCCGUGAAGCGCUGCGUGAUGCGGCAGUCUCGGGCGGGUUCUGCAAGGACCCGGAAGAAGCGGAGAAGCGAUUGUUUGACGAGAAGGAUCCGAACAAAGUAGUCUACUGGGAGGAGACAUGGUAG